Messenger RNA from Varanus komodoensis (Komodo dragon), 3611 nucleotides. RefSeq names its product chloride voltage-gated channel 7 (gene CLCN7). Bases 35 to 2431 code for a protein of 798 amino acids. Lineage: Eukaryota; Metazoa; Chordata; Lepidosauria; Squamata; Varanidae. The record is from RefSeq and is a predicted model, not a curated record. The transcript has 25 exons. Gene Ontology annotation, molecular function: voltage-gated chloride channel activity. Gene Ontology annotation, cellular component: intracellular membrane-bounded organelle; lysosomal membrane. Gene Ontology annotation, biological process: transmembrane transport; chloride transport.
CCGGCCUCCAGUCGCCGCGAGCCGCCGGGCGGCGAUGGCGAACGUGUCCAAGAAGGUGUCGUGGUCCGGCCGCGAGGGCGAGGGCGAGGGCCGCGGGGAGUGCACGCCGCUGCUCAACGGCACGGGCGCCGCCGCCGCCCCCCCGCAGCUCACCCCGUCCGCAUCCUCCUCUCGGCUCGGGCACCUGAGCAAUGUGGACCUUGAGGAUGAGCGCGAGCUCCAGGAGCCGGACGUGGCCCAGCCCCUUCCCAACGAGAUCCCGCACACGGAGAAGCUGCUCUCGCUCAAGUACGAGAGCCUGGACUACGACAACUGCGAGAACCAGCUCUUCCUGGAGGAGGAGAGGAGCAUCCACCACACCGCCUUCCGGACGGUGGAGAUCCGGCGCUGGGUCAUCUGCGCCAUGAUCGGCAUCCUCACCGGCCUCGUGGCCUGCUUCAUCGACAUCGUGGUGGAGAACCUGGCCGGGCUGAAGUACAAAGUGGUGAAGGGCAAUAUCGACAGGUUCACGGAGACGGGGGGGCUUUCCUCCUCCCUGCUGCUCUGGGCCACCCUGAACGCGAGCUUCGUCCUGCUGGGCGCCGUCAUCGUCGCGUGCGUCGAGCCGGUGGCCGCUGGCAGCGGAAUCCCCCAGAUCAAGUGUUACCUCAACGGCGUCAAGAUCCCGCACGUGGUUCGGUUAAAGACGCUGGUGGUCAAAGUGUGUGGCGUGAUUCUCUCGGUGGCCGGAGGCCUGGCAGUCGGAAAGGAAGGGCCCAUGAUUCACUCCGGGGCCGUCAUCGCCGCCGGGAUCUCCCAGGGGCGCUCGACUUCUCUAAAGAGGGACUUCAAGAUCUUCGAGUACUUCCGGAGAGACACGGAGAAGAGGGAUUUUGUCUCCGCUGGCGCGGCCGCUGGGGUCUCGGCUGCCUUUGGGGCCCCUGUCGGUGGUGUCCUUUUCAGCCUGGAGGAAGGCGCUUCCUUCUGGAACCAGUUCUUGACCUGGAGGAUCUUCUUCGCCUCCAUGAUCUCCACCUUCACCCUCAACUCCAUCCUGAGCAUCUACAAGGGCAACCCCUGGGACCUCUCCAGCCCCGGCCUCAUCAACUUCGGCCGCUUUGAUUCCACGAAAAUGGGAUACACCAUUCAAGAGAUCCCGAUCUUCAUCUUCAUCGGAGUGGUGGGUGGGCUCCUCGGAGCGCUGUUCAACGCCUUGAACUACUGGCUGACGAUGUUCCGCAUCAGGUAUAUCCACCGCCCGUUCCUGCAGGUGAUCGAGGCCAUGCUCGUGGCGGCCGUGACGGCUACCGUCGGGUUUGUGAUGAUCUACACGUCCGGAGACUGCCAGCCGCUCCAGGGCAACAGCAUGGCUUACCCGCUGCAGCUCUUUUGCCCCGACGGGGAGUACAGCUCGAUGGCCGCGGCCUUUUUCAACACGCCCGAGAAGAGCGUCGUCCGCCUCUUCCACGACCCUCCAGGCACCUACGACCCGAUGACGCUGGGCAUGUUCACGCUGAUGUACUUCUUCCUGGCGUGCUGGACCUACGGGCUGACCGUUUCCGCGGGGGUCUUCAUCCCCUCGCUGCUGAUCGGGGCCGCCUGGGGCCGCCUCUUCGGCAUCUGCCUGUCCUUCGUGACCAGCGGCUGGAUCUGGGCUGACCCGGGGAAGUAUGCCCUGAUGGGAGCCGCGGCCCAGCUGGGGGGGAUCGUGAGGAUGACCCUCAGCCUGACCGUGAUCAUGAUGGAGGCCACCGGCAACGUCACCUACGGGUUCCCCAUCAUGCUGGUGCUCAUGACAGCGAAGAUCGUGGGGGACUUCUUCGUGGAGGGUCUCUACGACAUGCACAUCCAGCUGCAGAACGUGCCCUUCCUGCACUGGGAAGCCCCCGUCUCCUCGCACUCCUUCACGGCCAGGGAAGUGAUGAGCACUCCGGUCACCUGCCUGCGGAGGGUUGAGAAGGUGGGGACCGUCGUGGACAUCCUCAGCGAUCCGUCCUCCAACCACAACGGCUUCCCCGUGGUGGAGAGCGUCCCGGGCGACGGCCAGGUGGUAGGCCCGCGUGGCCUGCUCCUGCUCUCACAGCUGAUUGUGCUGGUGAAGCACAAGGUGUUUGUGGAGCGGGCCAACCUGUCGCUGGUGCAGCACCGGCUGAAGCUGAAGGACUUCCGGGACGCCUACCCGCGCUUCCCCCCGAUCCAGUCCAUCCACGUCUCGCAGGACGAGCGCGACUGCAUGAUGGACCUGACCGAGUUCAUGAACCCCUCGCCCUACACGGUGCCGCAGGAGGCAUCCCUGCCGAGGGUCUUCAAGCUCUUCCGGGCACUGGGCUUGCGCCACCUGGUGGUCGUGGACAAGCACAACCAGGUGGUGGGGCUUGUCACGCGGAAGGACCUCGCCCGGUAUCGACUGGGGAAGGAGGGCAUCGAAGAGGUGCCCCUGGCGCAGACGUGACUUCGCCCGGGCUCGGCAGACCUCGGUGUGCGUCAGGGGCGGCCGCCCCAGGAGGCCGAGGAGGAGAGGCCCCCGAGCCCCGCGCGCGCCCGGAACGGCCUCUCUUCUCGUGGCGUCUGGGCUUGGGCUCCCUCCGCGACCCGCCACCUGCUCUCGGCCACAUGGAACUGCUUUGGGGCUGCCAGCGGGCUUAGGAGAAGCAUCCCGAAGCGGCCAGCAGCAGCUGCCACACACCCGCGCUGGGGGCCCGUGCAGGGGCCCGCCACCCCCCAGCACUGAGCAGGCCCAGCUCUCACCGACCGUGCCUUCCGCGUCUCCUCCGCAGCCCUGGACCGAGCUGGCCUUGUGGUGCAGCGGCCACCGGGCCGUGCUUCCCCCGCACGUCUGGGGUGAAGGCCGCCCCAGCUGCCCCCCACCCGCCUUCCUUCGGGCACUCACCCUCGGGCACGGCAGAAGCGUCCGGCGAGGGGAACGCGUGUCUGCCCCGAGUGCCCCGUGGAGACUGGGGGCCCCCUCUUGGGCCCCGCUGGCCUAGAGAGCCCCGCACAGGAGUCCUCGCGUCGCCGCUUGUCCGGAAGCUCGCUGGAGGACGCUGGCCCCCGUUCUGCUCCGGGGGGCUGUCCAGGCCGCCCUUGCCCUGCCUGGGGCCCCCACUUGGAGAGCUUCCGCCUCCUGGCCUGCAGGCACCCCACAUGGACGCCCCUCUCCGUGCCCUGCCUCCCCGCAGCUGCCCUUUCGCCUUGCCCCAGGGGCCGGGGCUGAGGCACCAGCCGUGGCGGCUCCUCUCCCCUUCCCUGCGCCACUUCCCAGAGGUCCCGCUCUGGACGGGCUUCUCUCUCUGUGGGUCUGCAGGGCAGCCGUGGCUAAAGCUGCCUGCUCAGCGGUGGGCCGGAUGAAGAGGCCCUGCCUGUGCCCCACCUGCCCCACAGGGCACGUGGGCCUUCUCCUGUCCUCCCAGCCCGGGCCGGAGGAGCAGCUCGCAGGCAGGCAGGCAGGCAGGCAGGCAGGCAGGCAGAUGGGUUGCCGGCAGGCCGCAUUUGCUGGCCCCGCCCCGCCCGGGCCUGGGCAUAGGGCCCCUCCUGCCGCUGCCCCGCUGCCCCCCACGCUUUGCUGGGACAGGCGCCGCUGCCCCAAGGUGCUUCUGGGGCCGGAAUAAAAGGAACACGCUGUUUGUACUCUG